ACCUUGCGCCAUCACACAGUAAAUGAAUUACUGAAAAACACUGUUCAUUCGCAAACAAAAGCGGCAUUUGGCUUCCGAGUCAAAGGACUUUCAAGAAAUUCGACAAACGAUGUCACUUCUGAAGGGUAUUACAAAUCAGUCACCGUUGGACCAUUGGUUGUUUGGAGUCUCCUCCUAAGCUUUAUCGCUCUCACUAUUAUUUUGUCAAACACACUUGUUAUUUUUUCAUUCAUCAAGUAUGCCAAAUUGCGCACGCGCACCAACUGCCUAAUAAUUAGCCUCGCUGUGGCGGACUUACUGGUCGGUCUCGUUUCCGUACCUGGUUGGCUAAUCCUUAUUCACAAAGAGGAAAAUCAAAGGUCUACUUGGUAUAGCGUUCUCAUGGAAAUAUGGUAUGUCUUUGAGAUCCUUAGCGGAGUGGGGUCCAUAUUUCAUCUAAUGGCUCUAAGCUGGGAUCGACUGUGUGCCAUUGUAUGGCCGCUGAAGCAUCGUUCAUACACUAAAACGAAAUAUCUGGUUAUAAUCUUCGUAGCUUGGUCAGUGGCAACGCUAGUGUCAGGGCUCUCUGUAACUGGAAAUAGGAAUUCGCCACAAGCGUACAACAUGACAGUUAUUUGCCUGUGUUUCUUCCUGCCUCUUGUUCUGAUCUUUUUAGGCCAAGGAAUAACUUUGGUCACUAUCAAACGCAACAUUGCUAAAUUUCACCAUAGCUCCAGCCUAAAGCGGGAUGUCAGAGCGACUAAAACAAUUCUUAUCAUGAUAGGCUUGUUUUUGAUUGCCUGGCUGCCAUUCUUUUCUUUGGGUUUGGUUCGUUUCAUACAAGACGACCACUCUGCAUUACCCGCAAACGCAAUCUUUGCAGUCAAAAUGUUGCAAUACAGUAAUUCACUUUUUAAUCCCAUUCUUUACGGGCAAAAGUUUCCAGAAUUCAGAAAAGCAUACAUAAUGAUUUUAUGUUCUGCCAAAAGUGAUGGUGACAGCGCACGGUUUGCAAUUUCUUCAUCAGUAAACACAAAUAACUUUGGAACUUCUUCGUCCACUAUUCGUGCGUUAUGUCCUCCUCCACAAAGAUCUCACAGAUUAUUACGUGCCUUGAUAAGGCAGCAUGACGAGAAGAUAGACAAACCACAGGAAGAGGAGGAGCUGACGUUCAUGGACAGUGGUCUUUGACACUUUUUAAAAGGAUUUAUUGCAUAGUGCACGCCUUCAGUGGAAGCUAGACGGCGAGUAUGUCUUCUUAAAUGAUGUUCAUUUAACAUGGUGCAUUUACAAAAAACCUGUGUUCUCAAUUUUGUUUGGGCUGGAUCGUAAGAAAGAGAAAAAAGUAGUUUUACUAGAGUAAAUAGUGUGCUUUGGCUAUUCUUAAUUUACUGCUACCCAUAAAGCCUUGCUGUGGAAAUAAAAUUAUGAAAGAAUUUCUGAGGAAGCUAUGCCUCUUCGCCAUCGACGUUUAUUUGAG
Pocillopora damicornis (cauliflower coral) is the source of this 1459-nucleotide messenger RNA. Its product is annotated as beta-2 adrenergic receptor. NCBI's taxonomy places the organism in Eukaryota, Metazoa, Cnidaria, Anthozoa, Scleractinia, Pocilloporidae. The record is from RefSeq and is a predicted model, not a curated record. Gene Ontology annotation, cellular component: plasma membrane. Gene Ontology annotation, biological process: G protein-coupled receptor signaling pathway. Gene Ontology annotation, molecular function: G protein-coupled receptor activity.